Vanderwaltozyma polyspora DSM 70294 is the source of this 2016-nucleotide messenger RNA. RefSeq names its product Ybp1p (gene YBP1). Gene Ontology annotation, cellular component: cytoplasm. The record is from RefSeq and is a predicted model, not a curated record. The transcript has a single exon. Gene Ontology annotation, biological process: cellular response to oxidative stress. The coding region runs from base 1 to 2016 and encodes 671 amino acids. NCBI's taxonomy places the organism in Eukaryota, Fungi, Ascomycota, Saccharomycetes, Saccharomycetales, Saccharomycetaceae.
AUGAUGGAGAAUAUUGAAGUUAUUUGUGAACAGCUUGUUACGAGCUUCAACCAAGAGCAUGAUGACCCUUUGGCUAUUGUUAUUGACAUUGAUAUGUAUGCAGAAGAGGUCAAUGAAUAUGGAAGUAUUCUUGAUAAGGAGGUUUAUUUGAAAGAAUUGUUAAAGCAGCUGCAAGAACACCAUGAUAUUGUUGGAAAAAUUGGUUGGGACCUUCCAGAAGUUUUAUUGAAAUUUUAUGUUCCCAAAAAUAUUGAUGUUCGUAAAAGUCUUCAUAGCAGUGAUAUUAUUAUCACUGUCAUGAAAUGUUUCAAUGAGAUUGCAUUGGCUGGUAAUCCAAAGGAAUGUUUACUGACUGGUUGUGAAUUGUUGUCAAAAUUAAGUAUUUUAGAAUUUAAGAAAAUUGAGGAUAAAGCAAAGGGUACUAACAAUGAUGAUAAGGGUGGUAGUAAUGAUACUACUAGCAGAGAAAAUUUGGUUACGGUUACUGAGGAUGGUGAAUAUUUGUUCCAUAGAACUCAAACUGAUUUCUUUUUUGGCUUGUAUUUGCACGUUAUAUUUGAAUUAAUUGUCACUACCUUAAGACGUAUUAGUACAUUAUAUCCUUCAAAGUAUUUAGGGAUGGCAACAGCUGCAAUUAUGAAAUGUGUUAGAAACAAUAUUGAUUAUAUGGAUGACUGUAAUUUGAUCUUGCGUCGUAUUUAUACCUUCUGUAGAGGUUAUCUUCCAGCUGAAAUACCAAGAGACUUAUUAGAGAGUGAAAAAAUUUCUAAUGAUGAUUUGAAACGAAUUUCUGAAAAGGAAUUAGAUACUCAAGGGAAACUGCUACAAGUUUUCUCGACUUUUGGUAUUGAUAUAUGUUUAAGAAAUUUCAAUACUAAGAUUGAUGUUAAGUUUUUUUAUGAUUUAGCCAGAAAAGCAAUGGUUAUUUCUCAAUAUGAAAAUAAUGUGUAUGAAUUGAUUUCGAGAUAUUACCAAUUGGCUCAGGCUUUUGAUAUAAACCUGGAGGACGAACUAUUGAAAUUUAUUAAGGACUCUAGGAAAAUUUAUUCUUCUUUACCAAAGGAUUCAGAAAUUACAAGUGAUGAAGCCAGAGUUUUGAUUUCUCAAGCUGUAUAUAAGUUAUCUUAUACAUAUUCAUUACAAAAGAUAACAAAGCAAACCAAGUUUACGUUGGAUCAACAAGGUAUCUUCAUUUUAUCCGGUUUCCAUUAUUUCGAAACUUGUAAACAUUUAUUGCCUGAGUUAGACAUUAAAGAUGCAAUUUAUAUGUAUUUACGUGUUACUACUCCAACCUUAUAUGCAGAUGUCUACAGGAAUAAUUCAUCAGAGAAUAUUGCUCGUUAUUGGUUGUGGGUAUCUAUUAUUAAUUCCUCGAUUGAGAAGGCUAGAAGUAACUUGAAGGAAUUGCCAUCUUAUGUUUUUAGUGUAUUCUUCGAAGUUUUGCUAACUAGAAAUCUAGCAGAGCAUAAUGAAGAAACAAGAUUAUCAUCAUUUACAUUAUUGACUAGAUUAUUAUGUUUAGCACCAGAAGAUGUUGCAUUUGAUGUAAUUAUGCAAGUUUUAGAGGAAAAACGUAAUUUGCCUGCAAAAUCAUGUGUAUUGGGUAUUAUGAAAGAUCUUACAACUAGAACACGCCAAUGUUUCGAUGAUUUUGAGAAAGAAGAAUGCUCAAUUGCUAACAAAAUGAAAGAAAUGAACAUUGAAGAUAAAAGUACAACAUCGUUAAUGAGACCAUAUUUGGUAUUGGAUGAUCACAAAAUGAAUGCUAUUCAUAAAAUAUCAUUGAACUAUAUCGUGAAUUUUAAUUUGUCUGAGUAUAAUGAAUCUGCAUUAUUGCUGAUGUUAAAUUUCAUUAAAUUUUUUAACGCUGUUAAUGAGCAAUGGGAUAAUAAGUUAUUAAUUGAGGUACAAGAAAAGAUCGAUGCAAAGUUCAAUGAAAAGAGAAAUUACAAUGACAAAGGUGAAGUCAAGCUAAUUCUAGAGGCUAAUAAGAAAUUAGGGGACUAUUUGAAAUAG